Meyerozyma guilliermondii ATCC 6260 is the source of this 897-nucleotide messenger RNA. RefSeq names its product phosphoribosylaminoimidazolesuccinocarboxamide synthase (gene ADE1). The transcript has a single exon. Gene Ontology annotation, cellular component: cytoplasm. Lineage: Eukaryota; Fungi; Ascomycota; Pichiomycetes; Serinales; Debaryomycetaceae. Gene Ontology annotation, biological process: 'de novo' IMP biosynthetic process. Gene Ontology annotation, molecular function: phosphoribosylaminoimidazolesuccinocarboxamide synthase activity. The coding region runs from base 1 to 897 and encodes 298 amino acids. The record is from RefSeq and is a predicted model, not a curated record.
AUGUCUCUUACCACCACCAAUCUCGAUGGCAUUUUGCCCUUGAUCGCCAGGGGAAAGGUCCGUGAUAUCUACCAGGUUGAUGACCAAACACUCUUAUUUGUGGCUACCGAUCGUAUAUCGGCUUAUGAUGUAAUUAUGGAAAAUGGUAUUCCUGAUAAAGGCAAGAUUUUGACCCAGCUUUCUGAAUUUUGGUUCGAUUUUCUUCCGUUUUCAAACCAUUUGAUCAAAGAAGACCUCUUUUCCAGGCUCCCUGCUCAGUUGGCUGAGCCCAAAUAUCGUCAACAGUUAGAAGGAAGAUCUCUUCUUGUCCGCAAGUUGAAACUUGUUCCUUUGGAAGUGAUUGUUAGAGGCUAUAUUACUGGCUCGGCAUGGAAAGAGUACAAGAAGUCAGGCACCGUGCACGGUCUUAAAGUGAAGGAGGGAUUACAGGAGUCCCAGGAAUUUGCAACUCCUAUUUUCACUCCAUCUACCAAAGCUGAUCAGGGCGAGCACGAUGAAAAUAUUCUGCCUGAACAAGCUGCUAAAAUUGUAGGUCAAGAGCUUUGUGACAAGUUAGCGGCCGCUGCCAUUGACUUGUAUGUGCGUGCUAAAGAGUAUGCCAAGACCAAGGGCAUCAUUAUUGCAGACACAAAGUUUGAGUUUGGUUUGGAUUCCAAUGACGAAUUGGUUCUUGUAGACGAAGUGUUGACACCAGACUCGCUGCGUUUCUGGAACGCCCAGUCGUAUGCUGUUGGCAAAUCGCAGGACUCGUACGAUAAACAAUUUUUGAGAGAUUGGCUCACGGCCAACAAAUUAAAUGGGGUAGACGGAGUGAAGAUGGACGACCAGAUUGCGGUUCGUACUAAGGAAAAGUAUGUGGAAGCCUACGAGGCAUUGACACAAAAGACGUGGAAUUAA